CUCAUGGUGCCCAGACGUCCUGGCUAUGGCACCAUGGGCAAACCCAUUAAACUGCUGGCCAACUGCUUCCAAGUUGAAAUCCCAAAGAUUGAUGUCUACCUCUAUGAGGUGGAUAUCAAACCAGAUAAGUGUCCUCGGAGGGUGAACAGGGAGGUGGUGGAUUCAAUGGUGCAGCAUUUUAAAGUGACAAUAUUUGGGGACCGUAGACCAGUUUAUGAUGGGAAAAGAAGCCUCUAUACAGCCAAUCCGCUUCCCGUGGCCACUACUGGGGUGGAUUUGGAUGUGACAUUACCAGGAGAAGGUGGAAAAGAUCGUCCCUUCAAAGUGUCAAUAAAGUUUGUUUCUCGGGUGAGCUGGCACUUGCUGCAUGAAGUUUUGACAGGAAGAACCUUGCCUGAGCCUCUGGAACUAGACAAACCUAUCAGCACUAACCCUGUUCAUGCUGUCGAUGUGGUGCUACGACACCUCCCCUCCAUGAAGUAUACCCCUGUGGGCCGCUCCUUUUUCUCAGCUCCAGAAGGCUAUGAUCACCCCUUGGGGGGGGGUAGGGAGGUCUGGUUUGGAUUCCAUCAGUCUGUUCGGCCUGCCAUGUGGAAGAUGAUGCUCAAUAUUGAUGUUUCUGCCACUGCCUUCUACAAAGCACAACCUGUAAUUCAGUUUAUGUGUGAAGUUCUUGACAUUCAUAAUAUUGAUGAACAACCAAGACCUCUGACUGAUUCUCAUCGGGUAAAAUUCACCAAAGAGAUAAAGGGUCUAAAGGUAGAAGUGACUCACUGUGGAACGAUGAGAAGGAAAUACCGUGUGUGUAACGUGACCAGGCGGCCAGCGAGUCAUCAAACGUUUCCUUUGCAGUUAGAAAAUGGCCAGACUGUGGAGAGAACAGUAGCACAGUAUUUCAGAGAGAAAUACAACCUCCAGCUGAAGUACCCUCAUCUUCCUUGCCUGCAAGUGGGACAAGAACAGAAACACACCUACCUGCCUUUAGAAGUCUGUAACAUUGUAGCUGGCCAGCGGUGCAUCAAGAAGCUAACGGACAAUCAGACAUCAACUAUGAUAAAGGCCACAGCGAGAUCUGCUCCAGAUAGGCAAGAGGAGAUAAGCAGAUUGGUGAGAAGUGCAAAUUACGAUGCGGAUCCGUUUGUUCAAGAGUUCCAGUUCAAGGUCCGGGACGAGAUGGCGCACGUGACGGGGCGGGUGCUGCCGGCCCCCAUGCUGCAGUACGGAGGGCGGAAUCGAACGGUGGCGACCCCGAGCCAUGGGGUCUGGGACAUGAGAGGGAAGCAGUUUCACACUGGUGUUGAGAUCAAAAUGUGGGCUAUAGCUUGCUUUGCAACACAGAGACAAUGCAGAGAAGAAAUACUGAAGGGUUUCACGGACCAGCUGCGCAAGAUCUCCAAGGACGCGGGGAUGCCCAUCCAGGGCCAGCCCUGCUUCUGCAAGUACGCCCAGGGGGCAGACAGUGUGGAGCCCAUGUUCCGACACCUCAAGAACACCUAUUCGGGCCUUCAGCUCAUCAUUGUCAUCCUGCCAGGGAAAACACCCGUGUAUGCGGAGGUGAAGCGUGUGGGAGAUACACUGCUGGGAAUGGCCACACAGUGUGUGCAAGUCAAGAAUGUCAUUAAAACAUCACCACAGACCCUGUCAAAUCUGUGCCUGAAGAUCAAUGUUAAACUGGGAGGAAUCAACAACAUCCUUGUACCUCAUCAACGACCUUCUGUGUUCCAGCAGCCAGUGAUCUUUUUGGGAGCUGAUGUCACUCACCCUCCUGCUGGAGAUGGAAAGAAGCCUUCCAUAGCUGCUGUUGUAGGUAGUAUGGAUGCCCACCCGAGCCGGUACUGUGCCACGGUGAGAGUGCAGCGGCCCCGGCAGGAGAUCAUCCAGGACCUGGCCUCCAUGGUGAGGGAGCUGCUCAUCCAGUUCUACAAGUCCACACGGUUCAAGCCCACACGCAUCAUCUUCUAUAGGGACGGGGUCUCUGAAGGGCAGUUUCGACAGGUUUUGUAUUAUGAACUGCUGGCCAUUCGGGAAGCCUGCAUCAGUUUGGAGAAGGAUUACCAGCCUGGAAUAACCUACAUUGUGGUGCAGAAGCGACAUCAUACACGAUUGUUCUGUGCUGACAGAACAGAAAGGGGUACCAGCCGUCCCUCACACUAUCAUGUCUUGUGGGAUGAUAACUGUUUCACUGCAGAUGAGCUCCAGCUGCUGACCUACCAGCUCUGCCACACCUACGUGCGCUGCACGCGCUCGGUUUCUAUUCCCGCGCCGGCGUAUUACGCUCACCUGGUGGCGUUCAGAGCACGAUACCAUCUCGUGGACAAAGAACACGACAGUGCUGAAGGAAGCCAUGUUUCAGGACAGAGCAAUGGGAGAGACCCCCAGGCCCUGGCGAAGGCUGUACAGAUUCACCAAGACACCUUACGCACGAUGUACUUCGCUUAAGUCACUAAGAGGGGCGCGUGCUUACCGGGAGGAAGAACUGAAACUAAAGCCACAUACAAUGUAUGUUCCCGGCGGGGUUGGUUUAUGGGCUGUGCCUCCCACCCUGCUGGAGCUGACACUGUGCAGGGGGGAGAGGCUUAACCCUUAAAUUGACACAAGGAAGAUUGUUUACUUCAUCGAGGAACACAGCACUAUUAUGCAAUAUGAAACCAGCCAACUGCUUUUUGGCGCGGGCUCCUCCAGGAGGCACCGCCAUCAUCUUUCUUUGUUUAUUUUUCGUAGUUUAACCCUCUUAUGCCUUUACCUCAAGUUGCUGGGCAGCACAACUACCUUUGCAAAAAAAAA
Molecule: messenger RNA, 2784 nt
Organism: Chaetura pelagica (chimney swift)
Lineage: Eukaryota; Metazoa; Chordata; Aves; Apodiformes; Apodidae
Product: protein argonaute-3
Exons: 17
Coding region: 4-2439 (811 amino acids)
Molecular function (GO): protein binding; RNA binding
Source: RefSeq, a predicted model, not a curated record